AUGACUGAGAUUCCACCACCUGAGGCUAGAACUGGCUUCAAAACUCGACUUCACGCCAUCCUGUACAUUCAGGAACAUGCCAACAAUAAUGGCUUUCGUGUAACCAUCAAGGAUUCCAGGGCGAAAUGGGUUCAAUUCAAAUGUCAUCUAGGACCAACUCGACACAAGGACACCAAUUCCAAUGCGAAUACCAAGACGUGUGGAUUUCUGUCCACCUCUAAACUCGAUUCUUCCGAUGGAACUUGGAAUUUUACUAUUCAAAACGCGAAUCACAAUCAUGAACCAGACUUCAAUAUACACAAGCACGAUCUUGCGAUUUUACGUGACACCAUCAGCAAAGAAGAAGAAAAACAACAUCGAAACAUUGUAACACCUCAAAUUCCUUCAGGACAAAUCCUUAUACCUCAUAUUCAAUCAGUCCAACCUUCGACUUCUGCAAUCACUCCCCCGUUUCUUAUACUUCAAUACCAAGCUCUGCAGCAGCAAAUGCAAGCUCUGCCAAUGCAGUCUCAAGUGUAUCUAUUGACUCGAUUCCUUUCCGAAUGCCAGCUUUCUGCCGGACUCGCAAACACAGUCUCAACUCCUAUUCCCACACCUCUACCUCCUAAUCCUCUCCCCGAAAUCUCGAAUACAACACCCCAAGAUUCAACAACUCCAAAGGCUUCGAAUCAGUCUACUAAUGAUGAAGACACACAAGAAUCACGAUUUUUAAGCAACUCACCCAUCAAAUCUAAUCCAGAUCAAAGCUUGCUUAAUAUCAAGAAUCGAGAAACGGCAAAAAGUGGAGAAUCGAAAGGGAAAGAACGCGAGGAGCCGCCAAUUUCAGAAGAGGAAGAAGCACCUGAAGAAAAUCACGCACCAGAGUCCAAAGAUUUCGAAGAAGAAAACACCGAAGAGAAAAGCUUCAGCUGUGGAAGAGCCGACACACAAUAA
Molecule: messenger RNA, 933 nt
Organism: Melampsora larici-populina 98AG31
Lineage: Eukaryota; Fungi; Basidiomycota; Pucciniomycetes; Pucciniales; Melampsoraceae
Exons: 4
Coding region: 1-933 (310 amino acids)
Source: RefSeq, a predicted model, not a curated record